Molecule: messenger RNA, 1163 nt
Organism: Rhodamnia argentea
Lineage: Eukaryota; Viridiplantae; Streptophyta; Magnoliopsida; Myrtales; Myrtaceae
Exons: 2
Coding region: 201-548 (115 amino acids)
Source: RefSeq, a predicted model, not a curated record
CGAAAUAGAAUAAGGCAGACUCCCCUGUCCCCGCGAAAGAACCCACGCCAACCUGUCGCGAUCGGCGAUGCUCUCUCCGACUUCAUUCCUCCGCUUCGUCGCAAGCCUCCUUCGCUUCACUAUGCAAACCGCGACAUCUCCGCCAUCGCCGAGUCCCCGAGCUGGAGAAGAUUAGAGACGCGACGAUCCCCGUCCAUCGCAUGAAUCAGAGCAAGAGGGCAGCCAUGAUUACGCGAUCGAAUUUGGCGGAGCAGUUGAGGGAGUAUCAGAUUCGAUCGAAGCACAAUUGGGCAACCGUCUCCUUCUUCUCCUCCACUUCCACCCCCUCCUCCUCUUCCAGGGUGGAUGUUGUGGUCUUUGUCAUAUGGGAGCUCCUCAUUUUAGCUUUUUUAGUUUUUUCAGCAGUUUCUUUAUACUUUAGACGUAUCCGAUUUGCUUUUAUCUUGGUAUGCCUCACAGUGCUACUGCUCUUAUGCAUGAAAAUUGCAAAGAAAAUAAGGUCAGCUAGGAAAAAGAAGCGAAGGAUGCUUCUUCCUUUGUCCAUGUAGACAGGUAACGGAAAAAAAAAAAAAAAAUGCGUUCUCACUUAGUUGUAUAAAGAUGAAAAUCUUGGCUGUGCCUUCGUCCAUUAUCUUCUUGGCUAGUUGAAUAUGUUGGCAAGGAUCAUACAAGACUUAUACCUUGGCGCAAACGGAUUGUAAGUGAAGUGCUCCUGUCGUUUGACGGAGAAAUGCUGGUUUUGGGUUGAGUUAGGUGAAUUGGUAGUAGAAAUAGUUCUGCUUGCGCUCCUUGUUGGCAUUAUACAAGCAGCUGCAUCAAAUUAUACUUGUAUGGGUUUGCUUUAGGAUUGACACACGAUGGUACCUGUGUCGGCAUUCAAACUUUGAGGAGCCACCAAGCAAAGCUGUCAAUGAGAUAUUGAUUUUUCCAUUAUCAGUGCUUGCCUUUUUUUGGGUAAGAUGAUCAGUGUUUGCUUUAUCUACCUUUAGAAGCAUACAAAAGUGAAAUUUGGGUGAAUAUUCCAUUCCCUAGUGAAACUGAUGUUUCUUGAUUGGUUAGAUGUUCUUGGUUUCAUGCAAGAGUUGCGGUUGAAAGUACCAUAGAGUUUUGUACAAGGAUGAACACAAGUUACACAACAGCAUACAGUACUGUUGUUUCUCUUU